Messenger RNA from Drosophila persimilis, 1068 nucleotides. It is a transcript of the gene AQP, whose product is annotated as aquaporin-11. Gene Ontology annotation, molecular function: channel activity. NCBI's taxonomy places the organism in Eukaryota, Metazoa, Arthropoda, Insecta, Diptera, Drosophilidae. The record is from RefSeq and is a predicted model, not a curated record. The transcript has 4 exons. Bases 100 to 891 code for a protein of 263 amino acids. Gene Ontology annotation, cellular component: cytoplasm.
GUCAGCGGCCAAUUCUCAGUGUUCGCGGCGGCCCUACGGGACACACAUUGUAUCCAUUGUAUCCGAUCGCAUUGUAUCCAAUCCUCCAAUUGCGUAGACAUGUCGAUGGCAUCGCUGGGUGUCAGCGGGAUCUUUAUGGUCGGCUGCUGUGUGGCUGCCCAGAUUGCCCGCCUGGUUAGCCGGCGCUUGGUGACACGGGAGGGAAUCGUGCCCAUUCUGGUCAACGAGGCGAUAGCCGCCGCCGAGCUCUGUGCCUGUUGCUUCGAGCUGAUCAUAGUGGCGGACAACUUUGGCGUGGCGGCCUAUGCUGUCUGCCUGUUCGUGCUGACGGUGUGGUGGGGGAAGGUCUGGGGCGACGCCUCCGCCUGCCCCUACACCCACAUGGAAGACGUACUGGAGGGGCGCACCAGCUUCAAGGAGAUGGCACUGCGAACAUGGGCCGAGCUGAUGGGCGGCUGCUGCGUCUACCGCAUCGUGCAAGUCUUCUGGUGGCUGGAGUUCGCGGAAACCCACAAGGGACGGGCCUUCGAGUCCUGCAGUGCCGAUCUACAGGUCAGCCCCUACCUGGGAGCCGUGAUUGAGGGCGUGGCCACACUACUGUGCCGCCUGGCAUCGAAAACCCUCAGCGACAAGGAGCCCAAGUUCGCCAGCUACAUCGACUCCUUCAUCGGCACCAGCCUGGUGGUGGCAGCCUUCAACUUCUCCGGCGGCUAUUUCAAUCCGGUGUUGGCCACCGCCCUCAAGUGGGGAUGUCGCGGCCACACCAACUUCGAGCACAUCAUUGUCUACUGGAUUGGUGCCUGUGUUGGUGCUGUGCUCUCGGUGCCGAUCUACAAGCUGCCCAUCGUUCGACGCUUCCUUCUCGGCGAGGAUAAGCCAAAACAGGACUAGGAGCCGACAUCCCGCAAGGCUAGAAAGGCCACGGGAAAGACAGGGCUUUCGCAAAGCUAUAGUAUACGUUGAUAUCUUUACCUUAUGCACAUGCACAUUUGUUAGAAUAUUUCGUUAUUUCUAUGAGAAUUUUUACAAAUUAAAACCGAUGGUAAUCGUAUUUUCCUUGUCAAUGGA